Lithohypha guttulata is the source of this 1491-nucleotide messenger RNA. RefSeq lists its product as uncharacterized. NCBI's taxonomy places the organism in Eukaryota, Fungi, Ascomycota, Eurotiomycetes, Chaetothyriales, Trichomeriaceae. Gene Ontology annotation, biological process: L-homoserine biosynthetic process. Gene Ontology annotation, molecular function: aspartate kinase activity. The record is from RefSeq and is a predicted model, not a curated record. The transcript has 2 exons. Gene Ontology annotation, cellular component: cytosol. The coding region runs from base 1 to 1491 and encodes 496 amino acids.
AUGACGGCCUUAAAUGGCGUUGAUGACGCCCCACCAAGGGGAAAAGUUAUUCAAAAAUUUGGUGGCACAUCCGUUGGAAAGUUCCCGAUCGAUAUUGUCAACGUUGUCAAGUCGAGUCUCGUCGACAACGAUGUGGCCAUUGUGUGCUCUGCCAGGUCCAGUUCCACCAAAGCUGCUGGUACCACAAACAGAUUGCUCCGUGCUGCCUCGGACGCUGAGAACCACUACUCAAAGUCCUUCCACACCCUGAUCGAUGCCGUUCGUGCUGACCACAUCGAAACCGCCGAGAAGGAGAUCAAGACGCCAGAGCUACAAGCAAGAUUAAAACAGGAGGUCAAUGAUGAAUGCGAUCUAGUCAUCCGCAUACUUGAGGCUGCUCAGACUCUCGGAGAGACGAGUCCGAGGUCUCGAGAUAAGGUUAUGAGUGUUGGUGAAAAGCUGAGCUGCAGAUUCAUGACCGCGCUUCUGGAAGAGCAUGGCGUUCCUGCUCAAUACGUCGAUUUUGCCGACAUCAUCGACUUCAAGGUUGAACACAGUCUCAACCAGGACUUCUACGAUAGUGUGGCAGCAAACAUGGCAAAAUUUCUGCCAGCAUCUUCUGAAAUAGUGCCAGUCAUUACUGGCUAUUUUGGCGCCAUUCCUCGAGGACUCCUUACCACAGUCGGUCGAGGGUAUACGGACCUUUGUGCUGCUCUUGUGGCGGUGGGCACACACGCACAGGAAUUGCAGAUUUGGAAAGAGGUGGACGGCAUCUUCACUGCUGAUCCUCGAAAGGUGCCAACGGCCCAGCUCAUUCCACAAAUCAGUCCGGCCGAAGCAGCCGAACUGACAUUCUAUGGCUCAGAGGUCAUUCAUCCGUCCACCAUGGAUCAGGUCAUUCGAGCCAGGAUCCCGAUCAGGAUCAAGAAUGUUAUGAACCCCCGAGGCAAGGGCACCGUCAUCUACCCAGACUCUGCCCAUGAGCUGGAACCAACGUUGCAAAAUGGCGCCUCUCCACUUUUUCGAUCCAGAAGCUCGACGUUGGUGAAUGGAUUGACUGGCAAACGACCCAAGCGACCAACUGCGGUAACCAUGAAGCAUCAAAUUUUGGUGGUCAAUGUGCACUCGAACAAGAGGUCGCUUUCUCACGGCUUCUUUGCCGGCAUUUUUGCGACACUAGACAAAUGGAGACUGUCAGUCGAUGUCAUCUCUACGAGUGAAGUGAAUAUCUCAAUGGCUCUGCAUUCUGAAGCGCCACUCUAUACAGGUGGAGGUGACGACGAGUACAAAAUUGUUGACCAAGAUCUUCAAGGCGCUAUCAAUGAUUUGAGAUCAUUUGGUGCCGUUGAUAUAAUUCCGGAUAUGGCUAUCGUGAGCCUGGUUGGUAAACAGAUGAAGAAUAUGGUGGGCGUAGCGGGUAGAAUGUUCUCUACACUGGGUGAGAACAACGUGAACAUAGAGAUGAUUUCUCAAGGUGAGCCCUUUUCACCAAAUUAUGAUUAUCAAAACUAA